AUGGAUCAGCAACAGCAGAUUCCGGUGGAAACACUUAUUCUGCAGGUUCUUCAGCAGCUCCAGCAGCAGCAAAGUGUCACGAAUCAGCUUAUUGCUAGCCAACGUGAAGCACAGGAACAUCAGCGAUUGUUCAUGCAGCAGAAUAGAGAGGCGAUUCAGAAUAUCAGACUGCAGGUUCCGGAGAGCCCGGAAACGAUCCUUGAUUCGGUCGCUGCUAAUAUCAAGGAAUUUCGAUAUGACAUUGAGGAAGGUGUAACGUUCGCGGCAUGGUUCUCGCGGUAUGAUGAGUUGUUCGCAAAGGAUGCUGCAAGGUUAGAUGACGCAACAAAAGUGAGGUUAUUGGUCCGGAAGUUGGGAGCAGCCGAGCAUGAACGCUUCGUUAGUUUUAUUCUGCCAAAGGCUCCCAAGGAUUUUAACUUCAGCCAGGUUGUGGAAAAGCUGAAAGCUUUGUUUGGAGCAGCGGAAUCAAUGGUUAGUAAGCGUUACCGGUGUUUGCAGACCGCAAAGGCUCCAACAGAGGACUACCUGUCUUACGCUUGUCGUGUUAAUAAGAGCUGCGUACAAUUCGAAUUGGCGAAACUGUCAGAGGAGGAAUUUAAGUCUUUGAUGUUCGUGUGCGGGUUGAAAGCUGAAAGUGAUGCUGAGAUUCGCACCCGUUUACUUAGCAAGAUCGAAGAAAGAGGAGAUGUCACCUUGGAGCAGUUGUCAACCGAAUGCCAACGGUUAAUGAAUCUACGUCAUGAUACGGCUAUGAUCGAGGGCAGUUCGAACGCGGUCAACGUCAUCAGCGGAAGACAGCAGAAAUUCCAUAAGUUCCGGAAACAGUCGGUAGCGAAUAAGGACAAUUCGCCGAAGCAGUAUUCGUCCAGUAUGGAGAAAAGGCCAACCGGUCCAUGUUGGACAUGCGGGUUAAUGCAUUUUAGUCGGGACUGUACAUACAGAAGUCAUCAGUGUUCCGAUUGCAAGCGUUUCGGCCACAAAGAAGGCUAUUGUGGAAGUGCACGGAAGAGUCGUCCGAACUACAAACGGAAGUUCCAGCGCGUGACGGUAGAUACGAAGACCGUCCGAGUAUCAGUUGACAUGGUGCGGGGUAGAAGAAAGUUUAUUCCCGUUAUGUUAAAUGGUGUGUCCGUUCGGAUGCAGUUUGAUACCGCUUCAGACAUUAGUGUCAUAUCCGUACAAACAUGGAAGCAGCUAGGACGACCGCAAGUAAAGCCACCGUCAGUGAAUGCCAAAGCAGCCUCGGGUGACCCACUCAAGCUGGUGUCACAGUUCGACUGUUCAAUAAGUGUUAACGGGGUAACACACGUAGGCACGAUUUUCGUCGCGGAAAAAGAUUUACAUAUCUUAGGACUUGACUUAAUCGAGGCAUUCCAUCUAGAUUCGGUUCCGAUGAAUGCAUUUUGCAACGUAGUUUCCGUUUCUCCAUCCUUAGCGGAUCGUCUUAAGGCUCAGUAUCCACAAGUUUUCAGUACCGAGCUAGGUAAAUGUAUAAAAACUACAGUGAAGCUCGUAUUAAAGCCAGAUCAAAUGCCAGUUUUUCGUCCUAAACGUCCGGUGGCGUACGCUAUGUACAGCGCAGUAGACGAUGAGUUGCAUCGGUUGGAGAGCAUGAAUAUAAUAACACCAGUAGAUUACUCUGAGUGGGCAGCUCCGAUAGUAGUGGUCCGGAAAGCAAACGGCAGCAUACGAAUUUGCGGAGACUACUCCACUGGUUUAAAUGAGGCUUUACAACCACAUCAGUAUCCGCUACCGCUUCCCCAGGACAUUUUUGUGAAACUGGCUCAUUGCAAGGUGUUUAGCAUUGUUGAUAUGUCCGAGUCCUACCUUCAGCUGGAAGUCGACGAAGCCACCAGUAAACUCCUGGCUAUUAAUACCCACAGGGGCAUCUUCAAGGUAAAUCGUUUGGCGCCUGGAGUGAAAGCAGCACCGGGAGCGUUUCAGCAAGUCGUCGAUGCAAUGCUAGCAGGUCUGCAGCACACGAGCGGUUACCUCGAUGACAUCAUCGUAGGCGGCCGCAAUGAAGAAGAGCACUGGGAGAAUCUGAAAGCACUAUUCGAGCGUCUACAAGAGUUUGGGUUUACCAUCCGGUUGGAGAAGUGCUCGUUUGGCUCUCGUCAGAUUAAGUAUCUGGGGCAUCUGAUGGAUCAACAUGGUGUUCGGCCGGACCCUGCUAAGGUUGCCGCUAUUAGGCAAAUGCCUCCUUCUGUCGACGUGUCCGGCGUUCGUGCUUUUCUAGGGGCCGUUAACUAUUACGGCAAGUUUGUGCCUAACAUGCGCGCUCUACGGUUCCCGUUGGACGAGCUACUGAAGGCAGGCACAAAGUUUAAGUGGACAUCGGCGUGUCAAUCAGCGUUCGACAAAUUUAAAGAAAUCCUUUCGUCGGACCUGCUCUUAACGCAUUAUAACCCGGAGUUGGAAAUUAUCGUUGCUGCCGAUGCGUCCUCCGUUGGCUUGGGAGCCACGAUUAGUCACCGUUUUCCCGAUGGGUCAAUGCGAGUUAUCCAACAUGCGUCCAGAUCCCUCGCCCCAGCAGAACGGAAUUAUAGUCAACCUGAUCGAGAGGGCUUAGCCAUAAUAUUUGCGGUCACGAAGUUUCAUCGCAUGAUUUUCGGCCGCAAAUUCCGGUUACAAACUGACCACGCACCGUUGCUUCGUAUUUUUGGGUCAAAGAAAGGUAUUCCCGUGUAUACCGCCAAUAGAUUGCAACGGUGGGCCUUGAUGCUGCUCAUGUAUGACUUUACGAUCGAAUACGUGGCCACAGAGAAGUUCGGUCACGUCGAUGUGCUGUCUCGGCUUAUAAACCAACAUGUUCGGUUGGAUGAGGAUUAUGUCAUCGCAGCUGUCACCCUCGAAAAGGAUGUUGGAGAAGUUCAGCAUGGUACGCGGAGCAAUCCGAUACUCAGCAAGGUGGUCCAGUACAUCCAUCAAGGCUGGCCAGCCAAGCAGGCCAUCACAUCCAAUCGUGAGUUACAGCAAUUCUAUAACCGUCGAGAAUCGCUCACGACCUUACGUAUGCGCUGUCUAAACCAACUGCAUAUCGGUCAUCCUGGAGUGGGAAGAAUGAAGGCCAUCGCUCGAAGUUAUGUCUACUGGCCGGCGAUAGACGCUGAAAUUGAACAAAUGGUGAAAGCGUGUUCGCAAUGCACACUUGCUGCAAAGUCAUCACCUCGUGUUUCACCUGUACCUUGGCCAAAGCCGCAACGCCCAUGGCAGCGAGUGCAUAUUGAUUACGCUGGACCAGUCGACGGGGACUAUUUUCUACUGGUAGUGGACUCUUUCUCCAAGUGGCCCGAGAUAGUGCAAACAAACCGUAUCACAACUACAGCUACCAUCAAGAUUUUGCGAAGUCUUUUCGCACGGCUAGGCAUGCCGGAGUCUAACGGGAUGGUGGAACGGUUUGUCGAUACGUUCAAAAGAGGAAUUAAAAAGAUUCAAGAAGGGAAAGGCCCACUACAAGAAGCAUUAGAUUUGUUUUUGCUGACGUACCGAAGUACUCCAAAUCCGUAUGCACCGAAUGGAGUAUCGCCAUCAGAAGCUUUGUUUGGACGUCGAAUCCGAACCCAUCUCGAUUUGCUACGACCACCAGCAGAUCGCCAGCAACUAUUCAAGGAAGAAGACCAACACGAAAGCAGUCGAUCCUUCAACAAAAGGGAUGCUGUUGGAAGUGCAUUUAAUAAACCUAAAUACCAGCUUCCUUUGGAUGUAUUGCUGGAAGCUUGGAAGUUGCCAAGUACAGCUGCGUCAGUGCAACCCACUACGUCUGAAAUUGCGUCUGCAGUUACGAAGAGUGCGGAAGUAGAUCGGCACAUCCCGUCCAUAUCACCACCACCACCAACGGUUCCGAUAAGCCAGGUGCGCCCCGCAGAUUUGGGCGAACUUCAUUCCACAACCGUUCCUACCACUCAUCAACCUACUAUCGCUAGCACUCCUUUGGUACACCAACCACGACGUUCUCUGAGGACUAGAAGAGCACCCCCGCGCUUGAACGUUUACCAUCGCUCUUAA
Messenger RNA from Sabethes cyaneus, 4008 nucleotides. RefSeq lists its product as uncharacterized. Gene Ontology annotation, biological process: DNA integration. Gene Ontology annotation, molecular function: nucleic acid binding. NCBI's taxonomy places the organism in Eukaryota, Metazoa, Arthropoda, Insecta, Diptera, Culicidae. The record is from RefSeq and is a predicted model, not a curated record. The coding region runs from base 1 to 4008 and encodes 1335 amino acids. The transcript has 4 exons.